AUGAGCAAGAGCGGCGACCUGCAGCUCUGCGCGGGCUACUUCGCCCUCAACCGCUCCUACGUGGACCCUUUCCAAUGCCCCAGGCUGGGCGACGGCGACGACCUGCUCUACUGUUGCGGCUUCUCCGACCUGAAGUAUUGCUGCAGCGAGCCGGGCAGCUACUUCCCGUACAAGCACAGUUACAUGUGGAGCCUCAGUAUAGGAGCAUUGGUUGGACUGGGGAUUGCUGCGCUGGUUUUACUUGCCUUCAUCAUUAGCGCUCUUGUGCUUUGCUAUUUGUUUCUUUAUACAAAGCCACAGAGAUUAGAUACUGGCCUAAAACUACAACAUCUGGAGAUCUCUUCUGUUCAAGAAGGUAGGCACUGCAUACUCUCGGCAUUUCAAACUAUUUCUAAGACUCCUUAAUU
Molecule: messenger RNA, 407 nt
Organism: Elgaria multicarinata webbii
Lineage: Eukaryota; Metazoa; Chordata; Lepidosauria; Squamata; Anguidae
Gene: SHISAL2B
Product: shisa like 2B
Exons: 2
Coding region: 1-405 (134 amino acids)
Source: RefSeq, a predicted model, not a curated record